GCACAGUCGGGAGAACAGUGAGAGUUACUUCAAAUUGUUGGGACCUUGCUUUCCAUCAGAAGACGGUAUACUUGUACUUUGUUGAGGCGAUCUCAGUAUACCGCCUGGACUCAAAGGAGGGCAGUAAGACGGAGAUAAGAAUGCCACCGAGAGAGUUGCGAUCUCUGACACAACAAGUAGCUAGUUCCUUUCCAGAUACGGUGGUAUAUGAUGGAGGGCACGCAAUAUACUCUGAAGACCCGUUAACGGGUGUUACAACGGACCCUGUGGAGAAGGAGAUGGAGAUCGAAGACCCACUUGGUCGUGACCGCCUUCUCCUAAAGUAUCGUAUUAUGGAAGUACAGCGAGUGUCUACUUCUGAUGUUGAUCAUUUUAUAAAGAAUCCGAAGGCGACUUCGAUGAAUAUGCCCCAGGAGUCCAUCAGGCUACUGGAUUGUAUUCUGAAAACAGUCUCUAGACAGUCGUUCGUUUCUGUUGGACGUUCAGCCCUGUUCGAGGCGAAACCGAUUAGAGUUGUCGCGGAUAAACUCUUCAGCAUCCAUAAAGGUUUUAUUAGUAGUGUGCGACCUCAGUGGAAGGUCCGUGUAAACUUGGAUAUGACGUGCAAGGCGUACUUUACGUCUGGGAAUUUGGCGGACGUGAUGUACGCAAAGUAUGGCGAUGGGAUGUCUCGGUGCAGUGAAGAAAUGGCCCGUGACUUGAGAAGAAUCAGAGUGGAGAGUGAGAAGUUUUACAGGAGCGACAGUGGUAGGAUGUAUUCGCGACGGUUCACUGUGCACGGGAUGUCGUCACUACCAGCUGAUCGUCUAAUGGUUGAGGAGGUGAAUGAGACGGUGGCAGAAUAUUUUAAGAGGCAUCAUCAUAUCACACUGAAGUAUCCAGAGCUGCCUUGUGUGAAGGUUGAUCAGAAGCGGGAGGUGUAUAUGCCUAUGGAGUUGUUGAACAUACUACCGUA
Trichobilharzia szidati is the source of this 955-nucleotide messenger RNA. Lineage: Eukaryota; Metazoa; Platyhelminthes; Trematoda; Strigeidida; Schistosomatidae. The record is from the annotation of a GenBank genome assembly.